Molecule: messenger RNA, 1155 nt
Organism: Jaculus jaculus (lesser Egyptian jerboa)
Lineage: Eukaryota; Metazoa; Chordata; Mammalia; Rodentia; Dipodidae
Exons: 5
Coding region: 1-801 (266 amino acids)
Source: RefSeq, a predicted model, not a curated record
AUGGCGCUGCCUCCUGCCCUGGCUCACAUCCCAGGCUCUGGAGGACCACCGCUGUUGGGAGGAGUCGCUGGCCCUGGACGACCCUGGGUCUCUGAUCAGCGGGGGCAGGUGGAUGACCCUGCGUUCUAUCACCUCGGAGCCCAGGGAGGACAGCACGCUGCACGGAUGGCCCGACCGGGCUUUGAGGUCGUGGGGCAGAGGCUGGGCUGGGUUGAGGUUUCGAAGCUCUUUCUCCAAAUAUUCCAGAACGCCGUUGGCUACGGGAGGAAACUCGAGCGGUUCCCCCCCCUCCCUCAACCCCCACCACCACCUCCUGGUGCUGAUGCCAAGAGCCACCGGAGCGCGGCCCAGGCGGGCACUGCCCAGCAGGGCGGCUCUGCAAAGACCAGGCCACAGCGGCUUCCGGGCCUCGCCGCGCCCCAGGACAAAAAUAACAUGCUCCUCGCAUACCCAGACGGAAAUGAAUCUCAAGAUGUUAGCAUCACUCAGCUAUGUAACCUGACACAACACCAGUCUCUCCAAAUACUAGGGUGGCCUCGAACUCUUGGCGAUACUCCUACCUCUGCCUCCCGAGUGCUGGGAUUAAAGGCAUGCGCCACCACGCCCGGCUCAAACGACAAUUCUUAUUAUACACGAAUCAAAGACGUGUGGCUCGUGAACUGCCCUAGUGUGGAAACACCUUUGCAACCACCACUGGAUGAAGGAUGUCGGACAGGAUUACCUUUCCAGAAGCUCCUCCUCCCUCUCCCUCAAAGAAAAUCUUCCUGGAAGAGGAGAACAGCAGCUACCCAUGCCAUUUAACCCAGACUCACCUACCUUGCUUCCCUCCACAUCAGAACGCUGCCUCCGCAAGGACAGUGAACAAUAUUUACAUUUUCACGGCACUUUGGAAAGCCACUGCUACUGGAGGGAAGAAAAUGAGUAAAGUGUUUAUCCUUGGAAGAAAGGGAAGAAUAAAUUCUAGGCUAAAGGUAGGGGAGGAGCAGAAACACAAAUGGAGGUGGCCAAUAAGAAGGGUCACAGUGUCUGAUUUAAGUAGAAACCUAGGGCUGGAAAAUGGCUCAGUGGUUAAAGGCACUUGCUUGCAAAGCCUGAAGGCCCGGGUUGAUUCCCCAGUAACCAUGUUAAGCCAAAUGCACACAGUGAAACAUGCAU